Messenger RNA from Pistacia vera, 816 nucleotides. Its product is annotated as agamous-like MADS-box protein AGL61. Lineage: Eukaryota; Viridiplantae; Streptophyta; Magnoliopsida; Sapindales; Anacardiaceae. The transcript has a single exon. The record is from RefSeq and is a predicted model, not a curated record. Gene Ontology annotation, molecular function: DNA-binding transcription factor activity, RNA polymerase II-specific; protein dimerization activity; RNA polymerase II cis-regulatory region sequence-specific DNA binding. Gene Ontology annotation, biological process: regulation of transcription by RNA polymerase II. The coding region runs from base 214 to 816 and encodes 200 amino acids.
CUCAAAAAACUCUUUAUCUUAAUGUUCUCGAACUUCCCUAUUCUUAUAUACUAAACCAAUUCCCAUAAAGGCUCACAAUUUCUAUAUCUAAAUACAUUUAGAGAAUCUCCACUCUCCAAAAGGUGCGCUUUUCAUUUUUGUGCAUGUUUCUCUCUGCAAACAAACCUCGCUACAUACUUUUCUUUUUAACAGUUGUACUAUAAGUCUAUUACAAUGUCCUCGUCUUCCCCGGAGCGGGAGCCAGAGCAGACUGGAGUAAAGAAGAAACCUAAUGGUACAGGACGGAAGAAGAUUGAGAUGAAGAAAAUAGAGAAGAAUUCAAGUCGAAAAGUUGCAUUCUCGAAGCGACGAAAAGGUUUAUUCAAAAAGGGUAGUGAACUUUGCCAGUUAUGUGAUGUGAUGAUCGCUAUAAUUGUGUUUUCUCCGAAAGGGAGAGUUUAUAGUUGUGGCUACCCGUCUGUUGACCGUGUUAUUGACCAGUUUCUGAGUGAAGAAGAUGAAGAACAACAACAACAACCAGAAGAUCAAAAUCAAUACAAUGUGGGUGAUGAAAGAGGGUCUAUCAUUUCCUUAUCACACGAAGAAGAGAAUUUUGAUUGUGUAUCAGAGAAUUCCGCCGAAGAAGAAGAAGACGAAGAGGAGGAGGAGGAGUAUUGGUGGGAGGAGGACAUAGAAGGCUUGGAGUUGGAGGAACUAGAGAGAAGGAGGGCUUGUAUGGAGGAGUUGAGAGACAAUAUGGCUUCAUCACUUGAGGAGAUGAUGGGGCGUAGAUUUUGUGAGAGGGACCUUCUAGGAAGUGAGAAGGUCCCUCGUUAG